Messenger RNA from Colossoma macropomum (tambaqui), 3152 nucleotides. RefSeq names its product syntaxin 5A, like (gene stx5al). The transcript is spliced from 11 exons. Gene Ontology annotation, biological process: vesicle fusion; intracellular protein transport; endoplasmic reticulum to Golgi vesicle-mediated transport. The coding region runs from base 543 to 1586 and encodes 347 amino acids. Gene Ontology annotation, molecular function: SNAP receptor activity; SNARE binding. NCBI's taxonomy places the organism in Eukaryota, Metazoa, Chordata, Actinopteri, Characiformes, Serrasalmidae. The record is from RefSeq and is a predicted model, not a curated record. Gene Ontology annotation, cellular component: SNARE complex; endomembrane system; Golgi membrane.
AUGACAAAAGGAAGGAGAAGAAAACAAUGCAGAGGCAUGUAAAAGAUUUUGUAGAUAUUGCAAAGCUCCAGAUAUUUUAGGUAUUUUUUUCCUGGUUGUUAAUAAAUGUAAAUGGAUGUGAAUAAAUACUGCGUUUCUUUUUAGCUCCUAGUAUUUUGUAUGCUUUGCAGGCAAAUAGUUCACGGCAGAUUCAGCCGCACCGUUGGGAUUUGUGUAGUAACAGAAAAUAUAGUUGAGUAUGAAUUUAUAGCUCGUUCACAGAGGAGAAGAGAAACAAACUAUAGUGAAACCAGAAAAGAGAAACAAAGAUACAGACAUGCAUUUUGACUCGCUUUUUACAGAACAUUACAAAAUAAUCUGAGUCUGAAAAUUUACGGGCAUGUUUUGUUAAAAACGAAAUAAAGUUGUAAGAAGACGUGGCGUGAGUGACGUAAGCGUGUCGGCGCAGAACCCGGAUGAUGACAGCUAACAGCUUCUAACAGCCAAAAACCAAAAGGAGAAGCAGCAGUAGUCGGGCUAACCGGUUAUGUGUCAGAGCACCCAUGAAUGCCCGCCGCCGCCAUGGUCCUAAGAGCAGCCAGGAAGGGGUGUACACUGGGCCUUCACAGACCCAGUCCCAGCUGGUCCAGUCGCUGGAGACCCCCCUGGCUAUGCCAGUUCCCGUUACCCCUCUCGUAGACACCAGCAGCAUGUCCUGCCGAGACCGCACCAGCGAGUUUCAGGCUGUGUGUAAAUCCUUGCAAGGGAGACAGAAUGGAGCACAAGAUAUUAAACCAGUUCAGAGUGCAGUCAGACAACGGAGUGACUUCACUCUCAUGGCAAAGCGAAUUGGCAGGGACCUUAGCAACACCUUUGCCAAGCUGGAAAAGCUCACAAUACUUGCCAAAAGAAAAUCCCUCUUUGAUGACAAAGCAGUGGAGAUUGAUGAAUUGACAUAUAUUGUGAAACAGGAUAUUAACAGCCUGAAUAAACAGAUAGCACAGCUGCAGGAGCUGGUCCGCUCUAGGAAUGGGCAAAACAGCAGACAUCUCCAGACACAUUCCAGUACCAUCGUUGUUUCAUUGCAGUCAAAAUUGGCAUCAAUGUCAAGUGAUUUCAAGUCAGUUCUGGAGGUCAGGACAGAGAAUCUGAAGCAGCAGAAGAGCAGACAAGAACAGUUUUCUCAGUCUCCAGCCUCAUCCUCUUCGUUCCAUGACAGCAGCUUUAGCAAUUCAGUUUUGAUGCAAGAUAAUUCAAAGAAAGCAGAUAUCUCCAUAGACAUGGAUCUUCGAUCCAGCCAGCAGAUGCAACUCCUAAAUGAGAAGGAGUCUUACAUUCAGGAUCGAGCGAACACUAUGCAGAACAUAGAGUCAACAAUCGUGGAGUUGGGAUCUAUUUUCCAGCAGCUGGCCCACAUGGUAAAAGAGCAGGAAGAGACAGUUCAAAGGAUUGAUGCUAAUGUGGAAGACACUCAGCUCAAUGUCGACCUUGCUCAUACUGAGAUCCUUAAGUACUUUCAGUCUGUCUCCAACAACCGCUGGUUGCUCAUCAAAAUAUUCCUCAUUCUCAUCAUUUUUUUCUUCAUCUUUGUGGUCUUCUUGGCCUGAGAUCUAUGGACACCCGAUUGGAUUCAGUACUGAGAAGCUUUUGAGAAGAAGCCGUUUCUGACAGGAGUGAAAGACACACUUUUCCUUCUUCUGCUCAGAUACUCGCUCUCUGUCUGGGUAGAGCUUGUAUUGCCAAGUGCUGUACAAUUGCAGACAAGCUGUGCCCUUAAAUAAUUAGCUUUAAUAAGAUCAUUUCUUUUGGGGAAGUAGAGUUGCUCCUUUGGAACAUGAGCAGUGUUAAAGUAAACUGGUAAUUCUGGCUGGAUCUUAUUUUUGUGGCUAAAAAGAUUUUAGGUUUGAGUAGUUUUAUACAAUGAGAAAAGAAAAUACACCCCACUGUUCGCUUCCUCUGUAGUUUAGAAGAAUAUAUGGAUACACCUUUACAGAUGUGCAGAUAGCUUGUUUCUUUUGUCCUAAUGAUCAGCUGGCAGGGAGCUUCUGAAUAAUUCUGGCCUAACUGCCUUUUAAUUCUCUCAGGCUUGGCUACACUGUGUAACGUCAGUGAUCCAGGAACACAGUUAUCUAGUUACAGCAAUAUUCCAGUUUUACUUUUUGCAUCUUUUGGCAGCAAACCAGUUGUUUGUAGGUGUGAAGCUUAUUUAACAACUGAAUACAAUAACUGCCAGAUGUGAAACUAGCCUUCAAAGGUGAUGUAGGCAGUUGACCAAUAGUAGCUGGACUUGCUAGCAUCUAAGCUGUUUAAACAUUAUUCAGGAAAGACCCCAAUAACAUUGUGCCCAGAAGUACUUGGAGGUGCAGUGCUGUUCUGAGUACAGUAAUUAAUAGAAUGAAUAAAGGAAGAGUCAGAAGAAACCUUAGCUCUACAGAACAUGUGAACACUGUCUGAGUAAGGUACUGCAAAAAAAAAAGCGUUUGGUCACUGUUGGAAGAAAAACGUAUCUCCAAACCAUAUCUUUUCAGGAAAAAGAACAUGUGCUCCUAACUUUAAAUGCCACUUAAUAUAACAGUAGUUGUGUUGUGAACUGUUCUCACAACAUAAAGGGCAGCUGGAGGUUUUGAUUAAGCAGUACCAUAGUACCAUACAUCCAGUGUCAGGGAAACAAGCAUUUAAAGUUUAUUUUUCAAUUUCAAACAUGGUUAUAACUUGUAAGAGAUACAGUAGAAGCUAAUUCACUGUUAACACUGACAUUCCAGCCCUUAACAUACAGCUGUACUGUGAAAUGAAAAGAAACAAACCACAGGAUACAAAUGGAGGAACAUCAGUGGAUCAUGGCGUUGCGUUUAGCUUUAAUUUCUGAUUCCUCUGUCCUUCCCUGUUGGUCUUUGUUAGUUCUGCUUUGAGAGAGCAUCCCCUCUGUCUUAUAUUUGCCUUCUUAUUUCUGUUGCAGUGGUAAAAAGUGGGGGUGGUAAAAAGCUCUUACAGGUUCUUUGUACUCUUCAAUUCCAACAGUAUCAGUGUCUUAAAUUAUUAGUGGGGAAGCUGAAUCUUUUCAAUGGUCACUGUGUAAUUUGUGACUGUAAUUGCUGAUAUUAUGUAACUAAACACUGUACAUGUUAAUAUUUUUACAGUCAUCACAGUCUACAAGUAAAAACAUUCACAUAUUU